AACGACACCGUACGGGAGAAAACACGAAACCUUCGCAAACCAUAAACCCUAACACCAGAGCUUUUUCUUCUUCUUCUUCUUCCUUUCUGCGAACCGGAAAUGGCUUCACGAAAGCUCUUCUCUUCGCUACUCCGUUCACCUCUCAUUCGCUCUCCACCGGAAUUCAAUUUUCCGACCUACAUCCGUCAAAUCUCUUACUCCAACCUCACCUCUCUUUCUCCGAACCCCGUUACAGUGUCUCCUCCGACAAAUGUAUUCUCUAGAGUUGAGUCUGGUAAUGGUUUGACUAGAUUAGCUUCAUUUCAACGUGGUUCUACGCUUGUCCCUCAUUUCCGAAGCAAGUUUAUGUCUACCGAGACAAAUUCUGUUGAUUCUUCUGAAGAUAAUUCCUUACUAGGACCUGAAGUGCCUCGUCCCAUGAAAUUUAAAAGAUUAGAUAAAACUGCAAGGCACAUUAUGCAGAUUUUAGACAAGGAAGCAGUGGAGGAGGUGAAAGAACAGAGAGAGAUGCCUGAUAUAAAGCCUGGCUAUAUUGUGCAGCUCAAAGUGGAAGUUCCGGAAAACAAGAGGCGUGUUUCUAUUAUAAAAGGGAUUGUUAUCGCAAGGCGUAACUGUGGACUCCAUACUACAUUCAGACUUAGAAGGAUGGUAGCUGGGGUUGGGAUUGAGUCUCUAUUCCCACUGUAUUCACCUAACAUAAAGGAGAUAAAGGUGCUGGACAAGAAGAAAGUGAGAAGAGCCAAACUCUACUACCUGAGGGAUAAAAUGAAUGCACUUAGAUAAAACACUAACACUAAUCUUUAUCAUGUUGGAAAAUUUUUGUGAUUAAUAAUUUAUACUCGGUAUCUCCAUUUGUAUUCACAUGCAUUCUUCUGUUUUGUUGUCAAUUAAGAUUCUUUAUUUCAAUAUGGCUUAUGAACACCCAGAAUUAUACAUUUUCAUA
Molecule: messenger RNA, 943 nt
Organism: Trifolium pratense (red clover)
Lineage: Eukaryota; Viridiplantae; Streptophyta; Magnoliopsida; Fabales; Fabaceae
Product: 50S ribosomal protein L19, chloroplastic-like
Exons: 5
Coding region: 100-783 (227 amino acids)
Biological process (GO): translation
Cellular component (GO): ribosome
Molecular function (GO): structural constituent of ribosome
Source: RefSeq, a predicted model, not a curated record